This is a messenger RNA of Castor canadensis (American beaver), 4175 nucleotides long. RefSeq names its product SEC31 homolog A, COPII coat complex component (gene Sec31a). Gene Ontology annotation, cellular component: endoplasmic reticulum exit site; COPII vesicle coat. NCBI's taxonomy places the organism in Eukaryota, Metazoa, Chordata, Mammalia, Rodentia, Castoridae. Gene Ontology annotation, molecular function: structural molecule activity; protein binding. The record is from RefSeq and is a predicted model, not a curated record. Gene Ontology annotation, biological process: COPII-coated vesicle cargo loading; endoplasmic reticulum organization; endoplasmic reticulum to Golgi vesicle-mediated transport.
UGAUCGCGUCCGUCGCCAUCCGCCGACGUUUGCAGCGCUGAGCCCCAGCUUACCGCAGGCUCACUACACGGUGUCGGGCCGGGCGUCGCCGCCGGGCUGGUACCUGGAGCUAGAGCAGGAUGAAGUUAAAGGAAAUAGAUCGUACGGCCAUGCAGGCAUGGAGCCCUGCCCAGAACCACCCCAUUUACCUAGCCACAGGAACAUCUGCUCAGCAAUUGGACGCAACAUUUAGUACCAAUGCUUCCCUUGAGAUAUUUGAAUUAGACCUUUCGGAUCCAUCCUUGGAUAUGAAAUCUUGUGCUACUUUCUCUUCUUCUCACAGGUACCACAAGUUAAUUUGGGGGCCUCAUAAGACAGAUUCCAAAGGAGAUAUCUCUGGAGUUCUGAUUGCAGGUGGAGAAAAUGGAAAUAUUAUUCUUUAUGAUCCUUCAAAAAUUAUAGCUGGAGACAAAGAAGUUGUAAUUGCUCAGAAUGACAAGCAUACUGGUCCAGUGAGAGCCUUGGAUGUUAACAUUUUCCAGACUAAUCUGGUAGCCUCUGGUGCUAAUGAAUCUGAAAUCUACAUUUGGGAUCUAAACAAUUUUGUAACUCCAAUGACACCAGGAACCAAAACUCAGCCCCCAGAAGAUACCAGCUGCAUUGCAUGGAACAGACAAGUUCAGCAUAUUUUAGCAUCAGCCAGUCCUAGUGGCCGAGCAACUGUAUGGGAUCUUAGAAAAAAUGAACCGAUCAUCAAAGUCAGUGAUCAUAGUAAUAGGAUGCAUUGCUCUGGGUUGGCAUGGCAUCCUGAUGUUGCUACCCAGAUGGUCCUUGCCUCUGAGGAUGAUAGGUUACCAGUGAUCCAGAUGUGGGAUCUUCGAUUCGCCUCCUCUCCACUCCGUGUCCUGGAAAACCAUGCCAGGGGAAUUUUGGCAAUUGCUUGGAGCAUGGCAGAUCCUGAAUUGUUACUGAGCUGUGGAAAAGAUGCUAAGAUUUUCUGUGCUAAUCCAAACACAGGAGAGGUUGUUAUAUGAACUCCCAACCAACCACAGUGGUUGCUUGAUUAUUAUUCAGUUUGUCCCCGAAAUCCUGCUGUUCUGUCAGCUGCUUCCUUUGAUGGACGAAUCAGUGUUUAUUCUAUCAUGGGAGGGAGCUCAGAUGGCUUAAGGCAGAAACAAGUUGACAAGCUUUCAUCAUCUUUUGGGAAUCUUGAUCCCUUUGGAACCGGACAGCCCCUUCCUCCAUUACAAAUCCCUCAGCAGACUGCUCAGCACAGUAUAGUGCUGCCUCUGAAGAAGCCGCCAAAUGUCCGAAGACCUGUCGGGCUUUCUUUUUCAUUUGGAGGCAAGCUUGUCACCUUUGAGAAUGUCAAAGUGCAGUCUCAGCAGGGAGCUGAGCAGCAGCAGCACGUGUUCAUUAGUCAGGUGGUAACAGAAAAGGAGUUUCUCAGCCGAUCAGACCAACUGCAGCAGGUUGUGCAGUCACAAGGAUUUAUCAGUUACUGCCAGAAAAAAAUUGAUGCUUCGCAGACUGACUUUGAGAAAAACGUGUGGUCCUUUUUGAAGGUAAACUUUGAGGAUGAUUCUCGUGGAAAAUAUCUUGAGCUUCUAGGAUUCAGAAAAGAAGAUCUAGGAAAGAAGAUUGCUUUGGCCUUGAACAAAGUGGAUGGAUCCAAUGUGGCUCUUAAAGACUCUGAUCAAGUAGCACAGAGUGAUGGGGAGGAGAGCCCUGCUGCUGAAGAGCAGCUCUUGGGAGAGUGCUUUAAAGAAGAAAGACAAGAAUCUGAAUUUCUAUCCUCAGCUAGAGGAACAUUUAGUAUCUCCAUCAGUGGGGAUAUUGAUGGCCUAAUUACUCAGGCUUUGUUGACGGGUAAUUUUGAGAGUGCUGUUGACCUUUGUUUACAUGAUAACCGAAUGGCUGAUGCCAUUAUAUUGGCAAUAGCAGGUGGACAAGAACUCUUGGCUCAAACCCAGAAAAAGUACUUUGCAAAAUCCCAAAGCAAAAUUACCAGGCUCAUUACUGCAGUGGUGAUGAAGAAUUGGAAAGAGAUUGUUGAGUCCUGUGAUCUUAAAAAUUGGAGAGAGGCUUUAGCUGCAGUAUUGACUUACGCUAAACCAGAUGAAUUUUCAGCCCUGUGUGAUCUUUUGGGAGCCAGACUUGAAAGUGAAGGAGAUAGCCUUCUACAGGCCCAGGCAUGUCUCUGCUAUAUUUGUGCAGGGAAUGUAGAGAAACUAGUUGCCUGCUGGACUAAAGCACAGGAUGGCAACAGCCCUUUGUCCCUUCAGGAUCUGAUUGAGAAAGUUGUCAUUCUCCGAAAAGCUGUACAACUUAGCCAAGCCAUGGACACUAAUACUGUAGGAGUUCUUUUGGCUGAGAAGAUGAGUCAGUAUGCCAAUUUGUUGGCAGCCCAAGGCAGUAUUGCUGCAGCCUUGGCUUUUCUUCCUGAUAACACCAACCAGCCAAAUAUUGUGCAGCUUCGUGACAGACUCUGUAGAGCACAAGGAGAGCCUGUACUGGGACAGGAAACACCUAAAAUUCCUUAUGAGAGAUACCAGCUGCCCAAGGGCAGGCCUGGACCAAUUGCUGGCCACCCACAGAUGUCAAGAGUUCAAACUCAACAAUAUUAUCCCCAUGGAGAAAAUCCUCCGCCUCCAGGUUUUAUAAUCCAUAGAAAUGUCAAUCCAAAUGCUGCCUCUCAGCUCCCUACAUCUCCAGGUCAUAUGCACACCCAGGUACCACCUUAUCCACAGCCACAGCCUUACCAACCAGCCCAGCAGUAUUCCUUCGGAACAGGGGGGUCAGCAGUGUAUCGACCUCAGCAGCCUGUUGCUCCUCCUGCUUCAAGCGCUUACCCUAACACCCCUUAUAUACCUCCUGCUGCUUCCUAUUCUGGGCAGUCCCAGCUAUACCCAGCACAGCACCAAGCCUCCUCACCUACCUCCAGCCCUGCUGCUUCUUUCCCUCCUCCCCCUUCCUCUGGAGCAUCCUUCCAGCAUGGCGGACCAGGAGCUCCCCCAUCAUCUUCAGCUUAUGCACUGCCUCCUGGAACAACAGGUACACUGCCUGCUGCCAGUGAGCUGCCUGCGUCCCAAAGAACAGGUCCUCAGAAUGGUUGGAAUGAUCCUCCAGCUUUGAACAGAGUACCCAAGAAGAAGAAGAUGCCUGAAAACUUCAUGCCUCCUGUUCCCAUCACAUCGCCAAUCAUGAACCCUUUGGGUGACCCCCAGUCACAAAUGCUGCAGCAACAGCCAUCAGCUCCAGGACCACUGUCAAACCAACCUUCCUUCACACAGCCACAUCUUGCAGGUGGCCAGCCCUUCCCUGGUAUACAGCAGCCUCUUGGUCAAACAGGCAUACCGCCAUCUUUCUCAAAGCCCAAUAUUGAAGGUGCUCCAGGGGCUCCUAUUGGAAAUACCAUUCAGCAUGUGCAGUCAUUGCCAACAGAAAAAAUUACCAAGAAGCCUAUUCCAGAUGAGCACCUCAUUCUAAAAACCACAUUUGAGGAUCUUAUUCAGCGCUGCCUCUCUUCAGCCACAGAUCCUCAAACUAAAAGGAAGCUAGAUGAUGCCAGCAAACGUUUGGAAUUUCUGUACGAUAAACUUAGGGAACAGACACUUUCACCAACAAUCAUCAACGGUUUACACAACAUUGCAAGGAGUAUUGAAACACGAAACUACUCAGAAGGAUUGACGAUCCAUACCCACAUUGUUAGCACCAGCAACUUCAGUGAGACCUCUGCUUUCAUGCCAGUUCUCAAAGUUGUUCUCACUCAGGCCAAUAAGCUGGGUGUCUAAAAGGACAGCUUCGUUCUCAGCCCAUAUUGCAUUUUUCCAAAGAAACAUGUUUUAAAAAAAUUGUAAGACAUGGACCAAUCCUCAUUAGCAUGUUUUCAUAGCAGCCAGUCACAUUAUUUCUGCAGAUAUACUCACCUUGGAACUGCUCAAAACCCUGGUGCUUUCUUUUGUUUUAGUCUUGUUGCCCAUGAUUUUCCUAUUCUGCAAAUACUGUAUUUGUUGGAUUACACAUGGUAUGGUUUCCUGAUAUAUUCUGAGAGAAUAAGGUUUUUAAAACCUCAAUACUAUCUACUUUUUAGAAAAAAUUGCAUCUGGUUAUGCAUAAAGCAGAGCUAAAACUAAAUUUCUUUCGUGCCCUCCCUACUUCCUCCAUGUCAAUCAGAAUUAAAGUGUGUAAUCCUA